Molecule: messenger RNA, 2089 nt
Organism: Pipistrellus kuhlii (Kuhl's pipistrelle)
Lineage: Eukaryota; Metazoa; Chordata; Mammalia; Chiroptera; Vespertilionidae
Gene: VAMP3
Product: vesicle associated membrane protein 3
Exons: 5
Coding region: 132-443 (103 amino acids)
Biological process (GO): vesicle-mediated transport; vesicle fusion; SNARE complex assembly
Cellular component (GO): SNARE complex; plasma membrane
Molecular function (GO): SNAP receptor activity; syntaxin-1 binding
Source: RefSeq, a predicted model, not a curated record
GCGCCCGCCGCCCAUCCGGCCCCGCCCUGUGACGUCAUCGGCCCCCGCGCCGCCACCGCUCCGCCCAGGUCCCGGCCUCCGGUCCAGCUCCGCCGCCCCGUCGACACUCGCCCGCCGCCACCGCCGCCAAAAUGUCCACAGGUGCGCCUGCAGGUCCCACUGCCUCCGGCAGUAACCGGAAGCUUCAGCAGACACAGAACCAAGUGGACGAGGUGGUGGACAUCAUGCGGGUGAAUGUGGACAAGGUGCUGGAGAGAGACCAGAAGCUCUCCGAGCUGGACGACCGCGCGGACGCCCUGCAGGCCGGAGCUUCCCAGUUUGAGACAAGCGCCGCGAAGCUGAAGAGGAAGUACUGGUGGAAGAACUGCAAGAUGUGGGCCAUAGGGGUCGCCGUGGUGGUCCUCAUCAUCAUCAUCAUCAUCGUGUGGAGCGUGUCCUCGUGAGGAGCCGGGAGCCGCCAGCUGCUCUUCUGGAAGCCUCGCGAGACGUGGACACAGAGCCUGCUAUCUAUCACGCUUACAAACUGUCAUUACCAUGAUUGUCCUCUGCUCCUUAAUGUCAACUUCGAUUCUUAGGAAAUGUGCCUUUUUUUUUUCUUCUAACAUGCACUCCACACUAGAAGCGUGGUCAGCCCGGCCGCGUUUUGCACAGUGCCUUUCCCACUUCACACUUUACCCCGGGCUGAGGAAGCCUUCUGGCUUGCAGAGUGCAUAACCCAGCAUAGUGUUGUCUGAGUAAUCGCCUUCAGUCCCAGUUAGGGAACUUUCUUCCCAGUUAGCUGUCCUCGUCACGUGACCUUCUCUUCAGAACCACGUUUAAACCUUUGGGUAAUCAGAUAGCCCGUCUGUGCCUUCCAGAGAGAACACUACAGUCUCCCUCAAAUCUGUGACGACACAGGUUGUGCCUUAUUUUGCUCCUGUUCCGGUUCCUUAGGAGAGAACCCGCCACUGUCUGUAAGCACUGCUGACGCUCUCGCUGUGUUUAAAGUAAGAUGCUGGUCAAAAAUGUUUUUCUUACAUUAGAUACGAAGAUGUUUACUUGUUAUUGUUUUGUAUCAUAUUUUUAAAAUAUUUUAAUCAGAAGUAACUUACCUCUUUGAAACAUUUUGAUAGAACUGUGGCUCUGACCAAAGUUCCUCUUUUGCCAAAAAGUAAAAUGCCCCGGAUUCUGCUCCUGACAGAUAAAUUCUAGCAGGUGACAAACGGAACCCCAGGCGCGCGUCAGAAUUCAAGUUGUAACAUCGCGUGUGAAGCUUCUGCACCCUGGCAGGCCUUUCUUGCCUUAAACCCUGCAGGUGUCACACUCCCCUUCCUAGCUAGCGUGUUUCCUGGGGUCAGAGACUGUUCCAGCUGGACCCUGACCACCUCCCCCCAGAGACAGAUGGGAGUACAGCCGGGGGCUCCGUGUGUUUCUGAGAAUUAUGUGAGGGACAGCGUUGUCGCCUUCAAGGAAGACCAUCUGUGAACUGGUCAUUGUUUGGCCCAGGCCUCACAGACUGUAGCCUUUUGGAGUUCGUUUCUAUUUCUAUUCGUAUUCCACUUCCUCACUCUGUCUCCUGCAUUCUGCUUUCAGUUAGCAUUGGUCAGGGUGCUGACUUCUCCCCGGCGGCUGACCGGAGACACAGACUGUCUGCACAGGACGCUGCUCUGGAAGAGCUGUUGCAUCUGAGAGGUUUUGUUGAGACUCUCGGCGUCAGGCUGUGUGGCUCAGGGCGGAAGUCAGGUAUGAGUGAAGACAGGCAAGGAGGCACGGAGGGAGAAGCAGGUUUACACUCCGCCUGCUGUCCCGGGAGCUUGCGUGCUAGCAUGUGACACGGGGGCCAUUCCUGUGCCGUCUGUCCCCCGAGGCACGGAAACGGUGCAUCACGCCCAGCCGUGAGAAGGAAGCAGCUGGCAGUGUAGGGACGUUAGCCCCCCGGCUCCGGUCUCCGGCCGCGUCUGACAUUGAAACUUGGUGCUCUCUCCCUGGCCUUACGUUCAGUCCCAUUUAACCCAUCGGCUCCUGCAUUAACCCAGGAAUACCUCGCUCGUAUCUGCCUUUAGCUGGGAACUUGCCCACUGUAAUGACAUCAAUAAAGUGUUUAUAACAU